This is a messenger RNA of Raphanus sativus (radish), 1236 nucleotides long. RefSeq lists its product as uncharacterized. Bases 610 to 816 code for a protein of 68 amino acids. The record is from RefSeq and is a predicted model, not a curated record. The transcript has a single exon. Lineage: Eukaryota; Viridiplantae; Streptophyta; Magnoliopsida; Brassicales; Brassicaceae.
CAAAUAAAAUUACUUUCUAAUUAACAUAGAUGAAAAUAUACUAAAACACAUUCAUAUAGUUGAGAAAUUUUACACCUACAGUUUUAUACCUUCAUCUCUUUUCAUAGUCUAAUAAAAGAUUAAAAAAAUAUUUUAGUCAUAAAGUAGGAUUAGUCUUUUUUUUACUAAUAAUAGAUGUUAUUCCCUUUUUGGAUAUAAACUAUUUGUAAUAUUUUUAUUUGAUCGAUUUGUUUUUUAUUUUAUUUUCUUUAAGUCAAGAACAUGUUCUUUAUUGAGAGGGCUGUACGUGUAUAUGGUCUAGUCUCUCAAAUAUUACUUUCUGAACUCCCCACACGAGUAUUCGAUUUAACUUUCAAUAAUUAAUUACGCGUCCUAUAUUUCAUUAUUUAUAAAUUGAAAAGUUCCACAAUACCAUAAGUAACACCAUCAAACUCCAAAUCCACCACAACACCAAAAAAGAAAAAACAAUCCCACAACAUAAUAAAACUCCAAACCCACCACUUCUACAAUCAAAGAAAGGAAACACAUAGAAACAUUCCUCUCUGAAGCCGUAUCUAAAAGAGUUCUCAUUUCUGAUUCUUGAUUGGUCUAAACCUUAAUCAAGAAGAUAUGGUAUGUUUCUGUUUCUUGGUGGAUCAGAAGAGGAAAGUGAAGCGGAGUAAACCGGCGGCAGGAACUUGCUCACGGUGCGGCCAUGGUGCGAGCAUCGCUGACAUGAAGACGUCGACGAGAUUUUGUUUCGUUCCAAUUUACUGGAAAUCUUGGAGAGCCGUCGUUUGCAGUUUUUGUGGGUCUGUUCUUAAGUCCUACCGUUGAAAGAUUUUCUAGAUUUUCAUUAUAAUGUUUAACAUAAUUAUAAAGUAACAUAUAAAUAUAUAUAUAUAUCUAUGUGUGUGGGUAUAGAGAUCAUAGGUUUUCCUUUGAAUAAAAUUCUACGAGUCUACAUGCAAGAGGGGUUUUGACCUGUUAAAACCUCUUGUAAUUAUUAAACGGAACAAUAUGGGUAGGGUUAUCGUAUACAUAUCAUUAGUAAGGGUUAAAGUGAUUAGUGUGCUGAAUAUGAUUUUAAUAGUAUAGGAUGUUAUCUAAUUUUGUAUAAUUAUUUUCUUGAUUAUUAUAACAAAGAGCCUUUUUGUUGUUAGUUGUUAGUAGCUUAAGUUAUUUCUAUCCAUAUAUGGAAGUUUGAAUAUUUAGUUACGAAGUUUCAAUGAAAUGAGAAUAUUCGCUUUUGACUAA